AUGUAUGCAAUGUACAUAACCAAUACAACCAAGAACGUUGAGCAACAGGAUGAAGAUGGAGUGAUUACGCAGACUACACAGACUACAAGAGCAACAACCACAGGUGUAGAACAACUAGGUUCUUGGACCAAUAAUGUAGUGAUAGUUCUUCUUCAAUUGAUGAUAGAAAGAAAUUUUCACUCAAAAUAUCAGACAUCUGAUAACACUAGAAAGAACAGAUUGUGGCCAACCCUUCACAAUUUAUUUUGCAGAAGUCCUGUGAUAUUGCAGCAUGCAAGAGCUUUUCCGUGCUCAAAAUUUGCAGAGAUAUUCAGAACUGUCAAAUACAUAAGAGACGAAUUCCAAAAGAUAAAGAGAAAUUUCCGAAGAGUAGUUGCAGAUACAACAAGAACAGGUUCUGGUGACCCUCCUUCUCAAGAAAGAUAUCCACUUUAUGAUGACAUGAAGAAUAUAACCUUGUGUGAUCCAAGCUUUUGGCUGCCUGCCCUUCACAAGUUAGAUGCUAUUGUCAAUGGUGCUUUAGGAAAUCUGAUGGAAUAUAAUAUCAAUGAGAAUGGAACAUCAUACACAGUUACUGCCAUUGAGACAGCCGAAAUGAUACCAAUAGAAGCAAUAGAAUACUGCAAAAGGAGGAUGGAUUUGGUUAAAUUUUAUUUUUUGAAUUUUGACAAAAUUUGA
Molecule: messenger RNA, 678 nt
Organism: Phycomyces blakesleeanus NRRL 1555(-)
Lineage: Eukaryota; Fungi; Mucoromycota; Mucoromycetes; Mucorales; Phycomycetaceae
Exons: 2
Coding region: 1-678 (225 amino acids)
Source: RefSeq, a predicted model, not a curated record